Saccharomyces eubayanus is the source of this 1914-nucleotide messenger RNA. It is a transcript of the gene SWC3, whose product is annotated as Swc3p. Lineage: Eukaryota; Fungi; Ascomycota; Saccharomycetes; Saccharomycetales; Saccharomycetaceae. The record is from RefSeq and is a predicted model, not a curated record. Gene Ontology annotation, molecular function: ATP-dependent H2AZ histone chaperone activity. Gene Ontology annotation, biological process: chromatin remodeling. The transcript has a single exon. Bases 1 to 1914 code for a protein of 637 amino acids. Gene Ontology annotation, cellular component: Swr1 complex.
AUGCCUGCUGUGUUGAGAACCAGGUCCAAGGAAUCCUCUGUGGAGCAAAAGCCUGCUCCCAGGACAAGAACCAGAUCGAAAAGGGGCAGGCGUGGCCGUGGAGACGAUGAUGAGGGCGAAGAAGAUGAGGAGGAAAGUGACGGUGGGUACGACGAAGUCGGUGGCGACUACGAUGAAUACGCCUCGAGGUCGAAGCUGGCGGACAACAGACCCUUUGAAAUAGUAGCGGGCCUGCCCAGCAGUCUGGACGUGCCUAACUAUAACUCUUCGCUCACUCAUCCAUUAUCGGUAAAGGACUCUGGGGUUCUUUACGACUCUCUAGUCGGUUCCAGGAGAACCUGGAUACACGGCGAAAUGUUUGAUCUCUAUUGGCGAAGACCCAAAAGAAUCAUUAACGAGGCUACGUCCACGCCUACGCUGGCCCCAGCAAUGGACAGCCCAACGUCCGGUGGUAUUCCAUUGAUACGAGAUAAGAUGCAGAAAAUGUGCGAUUGUAUAAUGAAUGGUGGACCUCACAGCUUCAAGGUUAGGUUGUUCAUACUGAAGAAUGACAAAAUUGAACAAAAAUGGCAGGAGGAACAAGAUUCAAGGAAAAGAGAAAAGGAACUGAAAAGGAAGAACGAUGCAGAGGCCAAGAAAACGAGAAUGGAGGAGAGGAAAAAGCAACAAUUGCAGAAAAAACUGGCCAAAGAACAGAAGUUACAACUGCAAAAGGAAAAUAAAGCUAAACAGAAACUAGAACAGGAGGCACUGCGAUUGAAAAGAAAGGAAGAACUGAAAAAACUGAAAGAGCAAAACAAAAAUAAGCAAGGCUCACCUUCUUCCAUGCACGAUCCGAGAAUGAUAAUGAACUUGAACUUGAUGGCUCAAGAAGAUCCAAAUUUAAACACUCUAAUGGAAACCGUUGCUAAGGGUCUAGCCAAUAAUGACCAACUGGAGGAAUUUAAAAAGUUUAUCGAGAUUGCCAAAAGAAGGUCCGUGCAAGAGAACCUAACCAAUCACCGUUCUCCCACUACAGUAGUACGACCCCCAGCCCUGUCUGAAGAUAAAAACGUGUCCGAGGCAAAUCGACUGAACUCGAUAACUUUGGUGAAAAGUACUAAACCCACUACAGCCGAACUCCAGCCAAAGAACGAUGAAGAUAUGAAGAAGCAGCCAUCCAAAGAGGGAAACACAACGGCAGAUGUUCCCCAAGUAAAAGUAAAAGCAGAAGAAGAAGAAGAAGAAGAGGAUGUGAAAGAAAAGGAUCCGAAAAAGAAAGAAGAAAACCCCACCGUACCGAAAAGGAAAAGAAGAAACCACUCACAAAAGGAAGAUAAGGACAUGCAGUUAACCGCAUUUCAACAGAAGUACGUUCAUGGCGCUGAGAUCGUCUUGGAGUUUUUGGAAUUUACUCAUUCAAGGUAUUACUUACCCAAGAAAUCCAUAGUAGAAUUUCUGGAGGAUACUGGCGAGGUUCUAAUAUCUUGGAUUGUCAUCCAUAACCUUAAAGAGAUUGAGAAAUUCAAAACCAAAAAACUGAAAUUGAAAGCGAAAUCUAAAACAAAAAAACCACAGGAAGAUGAUACUAAGCAAGAGCCUGGACUCGAGAAAGAAUCUGAGAAGGAAUCCGAGAAGGAACCCGAGUUUAACCCUCUUUUCGAAGAUGAUUGUCCGAUCCCACUUUACACCCCCAUGACUGUGAAAUUAUCGGGGAUUCAUAAAAGAUUCAAUCAAAUUAUCCAAAAUAGCGUUUCACCCAUGGACCAGGUCGUCAAAGAGAUGGAAAAGAUUCUGGAAACUGGUACAAGAUUGUCUGGUUAUAAUCUAUGGUAUCAACUGGAUGGAUAUGACGAUGAAGCUCUAAGUGAAAGCCUGCGCUAUGAACUAAACGAAUGGGAACAUACUAUGAGAAGCAAGAGGCACAAAAGGUAA